CCUAAAACGCUUUGAUGUUAGGGUUUCGGGUUCAAUAUGUUUUUUUAUACCCUUCGACGUGAAACCCAUUUGCCAAAAGUUCCAUAACGAUGACUUCACUCCGACGUCGCGACACGAAAUCCCAUCCUUCCGCCGCCGCCGGCAUAUUGUGCCUCGUCCUGCUGGCGAUCCCGGCGGCAGAAGCGGUGACGGUGCGGGUGGUGAACGGGCUGAGCGACCGCCGGAAGAAGCUGCUGGUGCACUGUAAGUCCGGCGACGACGACCUCGGGGUCAAGUACAUAACGGCCGGCGGCGAGGAUUACCACUUCAGCUUCCGGCCCAACUGGUGGGGGACCACGCUGUUCUGGUGCUACGUGGCGCCCGACGGCAACUCCCACCUGUCCUUCACGGCGUGGGAGGACAUGGACCCGCUCCCCAGCAACGAUUACUCCGACAGGGUCUGGCUGGCGAAAGACGACGGCGUUUACGUCUGGCGGCGGAUUUGGGACGUCGAUUUCAAAUUCUACAAAGGCUGGCUUCCUGGAAGGGAUAUCAUAUCUCCUUAUGGACACAUUAAAGGAGAUGACUGAAACCCAUAUGAUGUUCCUCUAACGCAAAUGAGUUUUCUUUAAUAGAUAAUUGCGGGCAUUAAAUUUCCUUAAAUUCCAUUUUAGAAUGCAGUCGUGUUAUUAUUUCCUUAAACUUAAUCAAAUGUACAUAGUCAAUAAUUCAAUUGUUACAUUGAUAAUUUUCUCCGACAAACUGGCCACGAGUUCAACUCAUUCAGUAAUACGAUUGACUCUACAUUAUUCUAAUCUUACUAAUUACAUCUGCGGCGGCUUUACACAUGUGUAAUUUAUGUUGAAUCCGAAAAAAUUAUCGUAAUUAUUAUGUUACUUUUUGUUUUUAUCCUGUUGCAUGGAUAUAUCUGUAAGCAAAUAAAAUCUAUAAUUUGCGGUACUUUUAACCAGAAUUUCCGUUUACUCAUAAAUAAGUAUCGCAUAGUUGA
Linum trigynum is the source of this 988-nucleotide messenger RNA. NCBI's taxonomy places the organism in Eukaryota, Viridiplantae, Streptophyta, Magnoliopsida, Malpighiales, Linaceae. The record is from the annotation of a GenBank genome assembly.